AUGAAAGAAUUGAAGCAGUCAAAAGAAAACUACAGCUCUGGAAAGAGUGUGUCUGUGGGGACACUACUGAUAUAUUUGAGCUCUUACAUUCAGGAACGAACCAUUGACUUUGACAUAAUUAAACCUCAGCUAGCAGCGCAUCUGUCUGGUCUGCUUAACAAAUGUAACACUUAUUUUCCCGAAUUCACAACAGAACAAGCUGCUACAUACAUGCAGACUACAAACCUCUUUUGUGAGAACAUUGAAGCUAAACUUCCCUCUGGAGUUCCAUCAAAAUUGUUGGAAGAACUCAUUGACAUUUCGUCAGACAGGUCCCUCAGAACCAUGUUCAAAGAAAUACCACUGGAGACAUUUUGGUGUGAGUGUUCCGAUGAAUACAUCACUGCUUCUUCUGCAGUGCUGAAAGUUUUGAUCCCCUUUAGUAUCACCUACUUAUGUGAAGCUGGAUUUUCAGCCACGACAUCAAUGAAAACAAAGGAGCAGAAGACCAAGGUAGAGAAACCUGCAAUAUAUCCCCAGAGGCAAAAUUACAAGAGCACAGAUGACCCAAACCUUCCUAGUAGCAUAGGGCAAAUAUACCAUGAAUUGGAUGAUAAAAGUAUAGCUUUUGCAACAACCAGUCCAAUAACGGACCUAAGCACUACAGCAGAGACCCAAGCAGAAAUACCAUCCAACAGUACAGCCACAACUGGAUUCUCCACAGAAACAACUCUGCCUUUGUCAACAACAAGCACUAGGGAUGGCCCAGCAACUUUGAACCCCUUAGAAACAGAAUCCAGCACCUCUUAUUCCGCCUCACCUGUAUCAAAGAGUGCUUCUCAGGCAAGUGAGCAAACUGCUUCUAAUGCUGUCAGUGAGCAUGGCUCUACUGCCACAAGUAAUGCACGCACUGAAGAAACAUCCUUUACUCCUUCUGCCACUGUCACGGAAUCCAGCCUGGGCAUUACAUCCACCAAAGGUGCAUUGUCACCACUUACCUCUGAAUCGAAUACACAGGAGGACAUAACAUCUUCCUCUAACCAAAGAACUCUGAACGAUGCAACAGUAACAGACCGGAGCCAUUCCUCACUGCAUUCACCUGCUGCAGAGACACCCAGCACAGAUACAGAGAAGUCAGCUCUUCCAGUGAGCACUGUUAUUCUGAACAGCAGCACAGUGGCACCAACUGCAACAUCCCGUUUCACCACAAAUCUUCCUCCUCAGACAGAGGUUUCUCAAAUCACUGGCAGUAGUAAUACCGUUCCAAAGACAGUACCCGUGGGUAGCACAAGCAGCGAUACAACUGAUACAGAAUCCAACAGCCCACCUGCCCUCACAAAGAAAGUCUCCUCUACUGCUUCUGUAGCUCCUGACUUGGGUGAUAAAAGUACAGCUUUUGUAGGAACCAAUCCAAUGACUCACCUAAGCACUACAGCAGAGACCCCAGCAGAAAUAUCUUCCAACAGUCCCGCCACAACUGGAUUCUCCACAGAAACAACUCUGCCUUUGUCAACAACAAGCACAAGGGAUGGCCCAGCAACUUUGAACCCCUUAGAAACAGAAUCCAGCACCUCUUAUUCCUCCUCACCUGUAUCAAAGAGUGCUUCUCAGGCAAGCGAGCAAACUGCUUCUAAUGCUGUCAGUGAGCAUGGCUCUACUGCCACAAGUAAUGCACGCACUGAAGAAACAUCCUCUACUCCUUCUGCCACUGUCAUGGAAUCCAGCCUGCGCAUUACAUCCACCAAAGGUGCAUUGUCACCACUUACCUCUGAAUCGAAUACACAGGAGGACAUAACAUCUUCCUCUAACCAAAGAACUCUGAACGAUGCAACAGUAACAGACCGGAGCCAUUCCUCACUGCAUUCACCUGCUGCAGAGACACCCAGUACAGAUACAGAGAAGUCAGCUCUUCCAGUGAGCACUGUUAUUCUGAACAGCAGCACAGUGGCACCAACUGCAACAUCCCGUUUCACCACAAAUCUUCCUCCUCAGACAGAGGUUUCUCAAAUCACUGGCAGUAGUAAUACCGUUCCAAAGACAGUACCCGUGGGUAGCACAAGCAGCGAUACAACUGAUACAGAAUCCAACAGCCCACCUGCCCUCACAAACAAAGUCUCCUCUACUGCUUCUGUAGCUUCUGACUUGGGUGAUAAAAGUACAGCUUUUGUAGGAACCAAUCCAAUGACUGACCUAAGCACUACAGCAGAGACCCCAACAGAAAUAUCUUCCAACAGUCCAGCCACAACUGGAUUCUCCACAGAAACAACUCUGCCUUUGUCAACAACAAGCACAAGGGAUGGCCCAGCAACUCUGAACCCCUUAGAAACAGAAUCCAGCACCUCUUAUUCCUCCUCACCUGUAUCAAAGAGUGCUUCUCAGGCAAGCGAGCAAACUGCUUCUAAUGCUGUCAGUGAGUAUGCCUCUACUGCCACAAGUAAUGCACGCACUGAAGAAACAUCCUCUACUCCUUCUGCCACUGUCACGGAAUCCAGCCUGGGCAUUACAUCCACCAAAGGUGCAUUGUCACCACUUACCUCUGAAUCGAAUACACAGGAGGACAUAACAUCUUCCUCUAACCAAAGAACUCUGAACGAUGCAACAGUAACAGACCGGAGCCAUUCCUCACUGCAUUCACCUGCUGCAGAGACACCCAGCACAGAUACAGAGAAGUCAGCUCUUCCAGUGAGCACUGUUAUUCUGAACAGCAGCACAGUGGCACCAACUGCAACAUCCCGUUUCACCACAAAUCUUCCUCCUCAGACAGAGAUUUCUCAAAUCACUGGCAGUAGUAAUACCGUUCCAAAGACAGUACCCGUGGGUAGCACAAGCAGCGAUGCAACUGAUACAGAAUCCAACAGCCCACCUGCCCUCACAAACAAAGUCUCCUCUACUGCUUCUGUAGCUCCUGACUUGGGUGAUAAAAGUACAGCUUUUGUAGGAACCAAUCCAAUGACUCACCUAAGCACUACAGCAGAGACCCCAGCAGAAAUAUCUUCCAACAGUCCCGCCACAACUGGAUUCUCCACAGAAACAACUCUGCCUUUGUCAACAACAAGCACAAGGUAUGGCCCAGCAACUCUGAACCCCUUAGAAACAGAAUCCAGCACCUCUUAUUCCUCCUCACCUGUAUCAAAGAGUGCUUCUCAGGCAAGCGAGCAAACUGCUUCUAAUGCUGUCAGUGAGCAUGGCUCUACUGCCACAAGGAAUGCACGCACUGAAGAAACAUCCUCUACUCCUUCUGCCACUGUCACGGAAUCCAGCCUGGGCAUUACAUCCACCAAAGGUGCAUUGUCACCACUUACCUCUGAAUCGAAUACACAGGAGGACAUAACAUCUUCCUCUAACCAAAGAACUCUGAACGAUGCAACAGUAACAGACCGGAGCCAUUCCUCACUGCAUUCACCUGCUGCAGAGACACCCAGCACAGAUACAGAGAAGUCAGCUCUUCCAGUGAGCACUGUUAUUCUGAACAGCAGCACAGUGGCACCAACUGCAACAUCCCGUUUCACCACAAAUCUUCCUCCUCAGACAGAGGUUUCUCAAAUCACUGGCAGUAGUAAUACCGUUCCAAAGACAGUACCCGUGGGUAGCACAAGCAGCGAUACAACUGAUACAGAAUCCAACAGCCCACCUGCCCUCACAAACAAAGUCUCCUCUACUGCUUCUGUAGCUUCUGACUUGGGUGAUAAAAGUACAGCUUUUGUAGGAACCAAUCCAAUGACUGACCUAAGCACUACAGCAGAGACCCCAACAGAAAUAUCUUCCAACAGUCCAGCCACAACUGGAUUCUCCACAGAAACAACUCUGCCUUUGUCAACAACAAGCACAAGGGAUGGCCCAGCAACUCUGAACCCCUUAGAAACAGAAUCCAGCACCUCUUAUUCCUCCUCACCUGUAUCAAAGAGUGCUUCUCAGGCAAGCGAGCAAACUGCUUCUAAUGCUGUCAGUGAGUAUGCCUCUACUGCCACAAGUAAUGCACGCACUGAAGAAACAUCCUCUACUCCUUCUGCCACUGUCACGGAAUCCAGCCUGGGCAUUACAUCCACCAAAGGUGCAUUGUCACCACUUACCUCUGAAUCGAAUACACAGGAGGACAUAACAUCUUCCUCUAACCAAAGAACUCUGAACGAUGCAACAGUAACAGACCGGAGCCAUUCCUCACUGCAUUCACCUGCUGCAGAGACACCCAGCACAGAUACAGAGAAGUCAGCUCUUCCAGUGAGCACUGUUAUUCUGAACAGCAGCACAGUGGCACCAACUGCAACAUCCCGUUUCACCACAAAUCUUCCUCCUCAGACAGAGAUUUCUCAAAUCACUGGCAGUAGUAAUACCGUUCCAAAGACAGUACCCGUGGGUAGCACAAGCAGCGAUGCAACUGAUACAGAAUCCAACAGCCCACCUGCCCUCACAAACAAAGUCUCCUCUACUGCUUCUGUAGCUCCUGACUUGGGUGAUAAAAGUACAGCUUUUGUAGGAACCAAUCCAAUGACUCACCUAAGCACUACAGCAGAGACCCCAGCAGAAAUAUCUUCCAACAGUCCCGCCACAACUGGAUUCUCCACAGAAACAACUCUGCCUUUGUCAACAACAAGCACAAGGGAUGGCCCAGCAACUCUGAACCCCUUAGAAACAGAAUCCAGCACCUCUUAUUCCUCCUCACCUGUAUCAAAGAGUGCUUCUCAGGCAAGCGAGCAAACUGCUUCUAAUGCUGUCAGUGAGUAUGCCUCUACUGCCACAAGUAAUGCACGCACUGAAGAAACAUCCUCUACUCCUUCUGCCACUGUCACGGAAUCCAGCCUGGGCAUUACAUCCACCAAAGGUGCAUUGUCACCACUUACCUCUGAAUCGAAUACACAGGAGGACAUAACAUCUUCCUCUAACCAAAGAACUCUGAACGAUGCAACAGUAACAGACCGGAGCCAUUCCUCACUGCAUUCACCUGCUGCAGAGACACCCAGCACAGAUACAGAGAAGUCAGCUCUUCCAGUGAGCACUGUUAUUCUGAACAGCAGCACAGUGGCACCAACUGCAACAUCCCGUUUCACCACAAAUCUUCCUCCUCAGACAGAGAUUUCUCAAAUCACUGGCAGUAGUAAUACCAUUCCAAAGACAGUACCCGUGGGUAGCACAAGCAGCGAUGCAACUGAUACAGAAUCCAACAGCCCACCUGCCCUCACAAACAAAGUCUCCUCUACUGCUUCUGUAGCUCCUGACUUGGGUGAUAAAAGUACAGCUUUUGUAGGAACCAAUCCAAUGACUCACCUAAGCACUACAGCAGAGACCCCAGCAGAAAUAUCCUCCAACAGUCCCGCCACAACUGGAUUCUCCACAGAAACAACUCUGCCUUUGUCAACAACAAGCACAAGGGAUGGCCCAGCAACUCUGAACCCCUUAGAAACAGAAUCCAGCACCUCUUAUUCCUCCUCACCUGUAUCAAAGAGUGCUUCUCAGGCAAGCGAGCAAACUGCUUCUAAUGCUGUCAGUGAGCAUGCCUCUACUGCCACAAGUAAUGCACGCACUGAAGAAACGUCCUCUACUCCUUCUGCCACUGUCACAGAAUCCAGCCUGGGCAUUACAUCCACCAAAGGUGCAUUGUCACCACUUACCUCUGAAUCGAAUACACAGGAGGACAUAACAUCUUCCUCUAACCAAAGAACUCUGAACGAUGCAACAGUAACAGACCGGAGCCAUUCCUCACUGCAUUCACCUGCUGCAGAGACACCCAGCACAGAUACAGAGAAGUCAGCUCUUCCAGUGAGCACUGUUAUUCUGAACAGCAGCACAGUGGCACCAACUGCAACAUCCCGUUUCACCACAAAUCUUCCUCCUCAGACAGAGAUUUCUCAAAUCACUGGCAGUAGUAAUACCGUUCCAAAGACAGUACCCGUGGGUAGCACAAGCAGCGAUACAACUGAUACAGAAUCCAACAGCCCACCUGCCCUCACAAACAAAGUCUCCUCUACUGCUUCUGUAGCUUCUGACUUGGGUGAUAAAAGUACAGCUUUUGUAGGAACCAAUCCAAUGACUGACCUAAGCACUACAGCAGAGACCCCAGCAGAAAUAUCUUCCAACAGUCCAGCCACAACUGGAUUCUCCACAGAAACAACUCUGCCUUUGUCAACAACAAGCACUAGGGAUGGCCCAGCAACUUUGAACCGCUUAGAAACAGAAUCCAUCAUCUCUUAUUCCUCCUCACCUGUAUCAAAGAGUGCUUCUCAGGCAAGCGAGCAAACUGCUUCUAAUGUUGUCAGUGAGCAUGGCUCUACUGCCACAAGUAAUGCACGCACUGAAGAAACAUCCUCUACUCCUUCUGCCACUGUCACGGAAUCCAGCCUGGGCAUUACAUCCACCAAAGGUGCAUUGUCACCACUUACCUCUGAAUCGAAUACACAGGAGGACAUAACAUCUUCCUCUAACCAAAGAACUCUGAACGAUGCAACAGUAACAGACCGGAGCCAUUCCUCACUGCAUUCACCUGCUGCAGAGACACCCAGCACAGAUGCAGAGAAUUCAGCUCUUCCAGUGAGCACUGUUAUUCUGAACAGCAGCACAGUGGCACCAACUGCAACAUCCCGUUUCACCACAAAUCUUCCUCCUCAGACAGAGAUUUCUCAAAUCACUGGCAGUAGUAAUACCAUUCCAAAGACAGUACCCGUGGGUAGCACAAGCAGCGAUACAACUGAUACAGAAUCCAACAGCCCACCUGCCCUCACAAAUAAAGUCUCCUCUACUGCUUCGGUAGCUUCUGACUUGGGUGAUAAAAGUACAGCUUUUGUAGGAACCAAUCCAAUGACUCACCUAAGCACUACAGCAGAGACCCCAGCAGAAAUAUCUUCCAACAGUCCCGCCACAACUGGAUUCUCCACAGAAACAACUCUGCCUUUGUCAACAACAAGCACUAGGGAUGGCCCAGCAACUUUGAACCGCUUAGAAACAGAAUCCAUCAUCUCUUAUUCCUCCUCACCUGUAUCAAAGAGUGCUUCUCAGGCAAGCGAGCAAACUGCUUCUAAUGCUGUCAGUGAGCAUGGCUCUACUGCCACAAGUAAUGCACGCACUGAAGAAACAUCCUCUACUCCUUCUGCCACUGUCACGGAAUCCAGCCUGGGCAUUACAUCCACCAAAGGUGCAUUGUCACCACUUACCUCUGAAUCGAAUACACAGGAGGACAUAACAUCUUCCUCUAACCAAAGAACUCUGAACGAUGCAACAGUAACAGACCGGAGCCAUUCCUCACUGCAUUCACCUGCUGCAGAGACACCCAGCACAGAUGCAGAGAAUUCAGCUCUUCCAGUGAGCACUGUUAUUCUGAACAGCAGCACAGUGGCACCAACUGCAACAUCCCGUUUCACCACAAAUCUUCCUCCUCAGACAGAGGUUUCUCAAAUCACUGGCAGUAGUAAUACCGUUCCAAAGACAGUACCCGUGGGUAGCACAAGCAGCGAUACAACUGAUACAGAAUCCAACAGCCCACCUGCCCUCACAAACGAAGUCUCCUCUACUGCUUCUGUAGCUUCUGACUUGGGUGAUAAAAGUACAGCUUUUGUAGGAACCAAUCGAAUGACUCACCUAAGCACUACAGCAGAGACCCCAGCAGAAAUAUCUUCCACAACUAUAUUCUCUUCUGCCCUCACUGGUUUAGACACUUCAUUUUCAUUAACAUCUGUAACUUCAUCAGCCUCUAGUUCUAUUUCAAAUCCUGUCGACAUUUCUACAGUUACUGACAUGAUAAAUUCCAAUGAAACCAUUACGAUAUCCUCCACAACACUUACAUCUAUCAUACCUAUCACUGUUCCGAACACUACAAUAUCUCAGAUUUCUUCUGCUUUUUCUACACCCAACAUAUCUGUUUCCCCACCAACUACAGCCACAAUAAUUUCUGCUAGUCCUACAAAGACAUCAUUAACUAGCAAAUCCACAGUUAUUGUUGCUACAAUUGUAACAGCAGGAGAUACUUCCUCGAAGAAUACAAACCCCACAGUUAGAAUUACAGCACCCGAAGCUGGCACUGUUUCAGCUACCACAAAAAGUACAUUACCACAAGGAACUUGCACUUCACUUAUUUUUUCCAUACAACUUGAGAAAGUAACCAGUGAAGUGAUACAGUUGAAUUGGACACCUCAAGGUGGGACAAGAGAUAGCCCUUACACUGUAUAUCUGCUGGGGGAUAACACAGUGAGGAAUAAGAGCACUACGAAUGAAACAUGGAUAGCAUUUGGAGAUCUGGUUCCUGGUUAUGAAUAUAUAAUAUCUGUGGAAGUUUUAACUUGUGCUAAGAAGAUCAAUACUUCAAGGAGAGUUCGCACAGAAGCUAAAACAUUUGAUGGAAAAACCAGGAUUACAAAUGAAGAAUUCAAACCUGAGUAUAACAACAAAUCAAGUGAAGAAUUUAAGGAUUUUGAAAAGAAGUUCAUUGCGGAGGUAUUAUAUCCAGGAUUAUUCAAAUAA
Mauremys mutica (yellowpond turtle) is the source of this 8424-nucleotide messenger RNA. RefSeq names its product serine-rich adhesin for platelets-like. The transcript is spliced from 6 exons. NCBI's taxonomy places the organism in Eukaryota, Metazoa, Chordata, Testudines, Geoemydidae. Bases 1 to 8424 code for a protein of 2807 amino acids. Gene Ontology annotation, molecular function: protein binding. The record is from RefSeq and is a predicted model, not a curated record.